AUGGAGAAAGAUCAGAUGCACCCUAGGGUGCUAGAGUCAAUAGACACAAACUCAUUAUCUUUGCUUUCAUCCAAUACCAGUUCAAAUAUGAAUAGCAACACCAACAACAAACUCAGCAUUAUUACUAGUGAUAUUUCCACAGGGUCAGUACUUUCCAGGCCCGUGACUCCUCCAGUGGUUCAAGAUAUAGACAAUAACUCCAUGUUGCAAUGGCAAUUUGAAAAGAAAGAAUUUAUCUUCGACAGCAAUAGCACUCCCUCUAAGCAAGUAAAAUCGUUGCAGAGAACAUCCCCAUAUCAAAGCCAUAGUCAAAAUCAAAAUCAAAACCAGCAGUUGAUAAAUGUAAGAAAGCGUCGCUCACAAUUGAUAGGUGCCAAGCCUAAGGUUCCAUCCAAAUUGUACCAAUCCGUUUCCAAAUUAGAUCUAAUUGAUGACAAAAAUUUCACGUCAUUGCCAAUUGCGCCACCAUGCAAUAUCGAAACUAAUGAAGAAGACAGCGAAAACAACGAAUACAAUAGCAACAAGAAACGGCCCAGGUUGAAUCCUAUAAAUGAACUGCGAGUACAUAGCAACAAACGUAAUAGGUAUGUGAGUUAUGGGCCGAGUUUAGACACAAAAAACUACGAGUUAACAGAAAGUAUUUCUCAGGAUACACCACCACUCGUCCUGGUUGAAGAUUACAUACCGUAUACCCAAAAUAAAUUAACAAAAAAAAUGGUGUCUAUUUCAGAUUUGAAAUCAAAACUGAAUAAAAGAAGAGAUAAUCAUAUUCCACUUAGAGUGAAAAAUUCCUAUUCCGAAAUCAACAAGGAAACCAAUAGAAAUAGUCUUGAACCGAAUUCAUUAACACUGAUACCCCAUAUAUUAAAGAAUGCUGAAGAGGACAAGGAUGAAAAUAAUAACCCUUUGGAGUUUAUUAAAGAGGAAGCUGAAACAAGUGAUAUUUCCAUACCAAAUUCAAUUGAAAAUAUGGUGGUUAACUUGGUUAAUAUCCCAUCUUCAAAUAAAAGUUACGAUGAUCUUUAUUUGUCGGAAUUAAAUGUUCACUCCCAGCUGAGGAAAUGUGUCAUCUGCGAAAAAGCCCUAUAUGAAAUUAGUUCGAGGCUCUUAAACUCAGGCCACUACAAAGAAAUUGUAUGUGAGCAAUGCACAGUUAGAUAUGAAGAAGCCGCUAAAAUUUUUGAAAACUGCGAGUUUGAAUCAUCUAUGGAUGAAUCAAAUGUAAGCAGCGGUACUUUUAGUGAUCUAGAGAACUCAGCAGAAUCAUUCCAUUUAUCGACAGAUGCUCCAAUAAAAAUAAGUAAACACAAAGAUGAUUACAAGAUGAACCUCAGAAAGGAAAUAUCGAGAAAAAAGGAUAGUUUCUCUAAAGAACUUAUAGAACGAUUACAGUUGCAGUUGCUAGAAAAUGAUAAACCAAGUAACAAUAAUUAUAACAAAGAUGCAAUGGGUUCGAAAUCAAUGAAUUGGUUUUUGGAAGCACGAAGAAAAUUGAAGUGGAAGUGGAGAAUAAAUGGCUUACUACCGCAUUUCUUACGUAGUCAAAACAGUGAUCGUUUGAAUUUUCAAUCCUGA
Saccharomyces paradoxus is the source of this 1575-nucleotide messenger RNA. RefSeq lists its product as uncharacterized. The transcript has a single exon. The record is from RefSeq and is a predicted model, not a curated record. Bases 1 to 1575 code for a protein of 524 amino acids. NCBI's taxonomy places the organism in Eukaryota, Fungi, Ascomycota, Saccharomycetes, Saccharomycetales, Saccharomycetaceae.